This is a messenger RNA of Centrocercus urophasianus (Greater sage-grouse), 6772 nucleotides long. It is a transcript of the gene CUNH1orf167, whose product is annotated as chromosome unknown C1orf167 homolog. The transcript is spliced from 20 exons. Lineage: Eukaryota; Metazoa; Chordata; Aves; Galliformes; Phasianidae. Bases 2264 to 6475 code for a protein of 1403 amino acids. The record is from RefSeq and is a predicted model, not a curated record.
UGCUUACAGGCAUAAAAGCUCAUAUGGAAUCCAUUGGUUGUGGAUUUCUGCAGUUUGCAAUAUGCUGUUUGCCUUGUGGCCUUAGAGGGAAUUUUAAAAGGCACUUCGUAAAAUCUUAUUGCCUUUCGAGUAGGAUUAAAUACUGCUUAUAAGUGGCUACAGUAAGGUCUGAAUGGUAAUUACAGAAAGGACAACACACAUGAGUUUUAAUGGAGGCUUUCUCUUUCAGGUCUCAGUGAGACCGAAAUUAGGGAUAUGUCAGGUGAAAAACAACUCAAAUCAGCAUGGCAAUGUAUUGAGUAUUCUCAAUAUUGAGAAUAUUGAGAAAGAACUGCUGAAGUGAAAAAACAACAGAGCAAUCCAGAGCCAAAGUUCCAGAUGUUCAUGGAACAAACCAGAGCUGAUAAGUUUGACAAUUCCAAACCCUUUGUAAAACUUCUGUGCGAUAUCUUUGGUUGGGUGUUCCUGGGAUGCAAGGAGAGCUCCCGCAGAACACUAUUCUACAUUUUGAUGUUACAGUUGGUUGCAGUGAGAGAUGCCCUAAAGAAGGUAGCAGUUCUUUGUCUGCUCGCUCUGUAAGUUGCCAACUUCUACUUGGCUUGAAAAAAACAAAAACGGUGCAUUUGGUGAGAUUUCAAAGGCAGAAACACCAGUUCCCAAGGAUAAUUGCAACACUGCACGAUGACCUGCUGUCCAUUUGGCAGUCCCCACCUUGUGGUGGUUACUGAAGGAGUUUAUAUGGCUGCUUGCAGCCAGGGAUGUCCAAGGCUCACAUACUUUGGAAAUAAUGCCACUUGAAUGGAGACCUUCUGCUACUUGAGUGUGUUUGAAAAAGAUGGUGGGCAUUUAUUUCCUGCAGUCUUUCAUAUGUUGGCUGUUUGGGCUUUUUUUUCUUCUCUUUUUUUUUUUAAAGAUGACCUAGCUGCGUGUCUUUUUCACCCCAUCAUUUUCAUUUUUUAGAAGAGGAUUGGCAAAGAAUGCUUGGAAUGACAGCAAUUGGCAUUUGCAUUUAAAAUUUGAGGGAAUGAAAGCACAGUUCCCUUGAAUGGCACUUACUGCUGUUAUCCACAACUUAAGGAUCUGUUCUGCAUGAGAUCUAUAUGUGUAACCAUCUGACUUAGUGGCUAGACUGCAAAUUAGGUCUCCCAUGUAUGUUGUAAUUCUUCCAAAUUGGGGGACAGUGUCAAUUCUCUGCAUGUUUAAACACGGUUCUGUCCUGUAGUGUGGAUAAGGAGAAACUGCCCUAUGUAGCCUUCAGCCUUUGCAGGGCUGCAACACAAUCUGUGGAUGAACCUGAAAUUGACACACAGUUAAACAGUACCUUAAGUCCAGGCAGCACCAUUGCUAGCAGCCAUGGAGAAAAUGGGCAUGGAGGAGAUGUGAAUUUGAUUUCUGAUCAAUGAAGAGAGGGUAAUCAUUGUAAUCCAGAUGGAACCAGGUUGCUCUGACUUGUGUUUGUUUUAAAGUCUUUCUCUUCCAGCAGUUUUGUUGCAGAUUAAGUCUUUCCCUUCAGUCAUUCCUGCUCUCGGUCGUGAUUGCCUGCUGACAGCAGGAUGGAUAUAGUGCCAUAUUACUUCCAGGAUUAAGGCUGGUGGACCAGGGACAAAGAGACUUAGUAGGAAAGUACCCAAAGCCUGUGGCAAACGAGGGAAGAUGGGUCAAGAAAUAUGCAUGCUCCUUUGUUUAUGUUUCUUCUUGUUUUUCUUCAGAGCAAAGAAUCUUUCAGAAGGAUGUGAAUGUUGAUCUGUAUUCGGGUGCGAGAAGUUGAGCAGAUAUUUCUCAUCACUGGCUUGAGGCUGCUGCACUCAGUGUAACUCCCAGGCAGACAGAACAGGGCUGGCUGUGCACCUCAUCGCAGUCAGCUGGGCAGAGAGAGCCCAGACUGCUACAGACUGACCUCUCCUGGCCUUCUCAGCUGUUCCAGGAUACCACCAGUCAGUUCUCCAGAUCCUGCUCCCAGCUGCAAAAUAAUCUCUACUCUAAGCUGCAGCAGCACAGCUCGAAGCACGUGGCUCACAGGACUCCUCAUCUUGCUGUGUCCACACUUCCUGCUGCAGAACUCCCUCAGGGACACUGUCACCUUGAGGCUUGUAGCUUAGAAGGGAGAAGGAAUGAGAAUUUUGGCCUUCCCCAGCAGCACAGUCAGAAAGCAAAGGCAGCUGGUAGCUGCUCUGUGCCUACUGCUCAUCAUCACUGUUUAGAAGGAAGGAACAAGAACAGUGACUAUCCAGGGGAAAAGCAGCAGCCACCUGCUGUGUCUUGUAUGGAUACUGGGAACCCUUCGCUGGUCAAUACACCUUUGCCAUUUCAUGCUGUAGAUUGCCCUCUUAGGCACAAAUUAGUGUUGCGUAUUUCCUCAAGGAGCUCAAGGGAAAGCAUCAACACUUGUAGUUCAGCCCUGACUUCAGGUGAUCUCAGUCCAUCUAAUUUGGAGUCCCUUCAGCCUAUUUUGCAGUCCUCACAAAUUUCUGCUGCUUUGUACUGUUCAAUCUGGAGGCUGAAGCAAGAAAUUGCUUUCAUGGGGAGCCGGGCCUCCCUUCCUCUGGAGCCCAAGUCUUUUCCAGUCAGUGGCAGUUUGUGCUUUGCUCCUGAUGAUCCAGCUCCUACUAUCCUGAGCACAGGAGAACAGCUAGCUGGAGCAAAAACUAGUGCUGCUCAGGCAAGAUUGAGAUGGAGCAUUCCAUUUGCUAAAGGCACGAGCCUUGGUGCAGUGACGAGGGACUUUGGGCACGCUGAACCUCUCUCUGUCUCUCACAGAUGCAGAUACAUUGACUCGAGCAUGUGGAGAACCAAACUUUCAGGUGGCAUCCAUCCAGAUAGGCUGUCUGCUGGGAUGGGCUCUGGCAGGCUUGUGGAUACAGAAGAUUCUUCCAACGAUUGCUCGCCUUAUUUCAGAUGCCAGUCCCAGCCAAAGCCAACUGUGGAAACUGGUGGGUUUUAUGUUCAUACAAGAAAUCAUUCAUGUGAAAGGGUUCUUAAAGCAGAAGGGACAUCUGGUGAGGCAACCCUAUGUGCUAUGCCCUGGACAAAAAACCACCCUGAGGGUCAGCACUUGUCACUGGAAACAUGGUUGGCUGGGACUCAGAUGAACGUUGGCAUAUCCAUGUAUGGGACUCCAAGAGAAGUGUGUGUAAGAGUCACUUCUGGAGAUCAAGAGUUUAGGCCAGUACAGCAGCUUAGCAUUAAAUGUGUAGAAGUCAAGAACCCCAAACCUCCUGUUGAGUCCAGCAAAGGCUUAGAAGAGGUAUGUGACUGUAGAUCUCCAGCAGCCAGCAGGAUGGCAGUGGGGGACAGCCAGUCCAGCUUCUUCAGCACUCAGGUUGGAAAAGACAUUGGUGACUGUUCCAACAUAGAACGUGUGAAUGCAAACAGAGAAGAAAGGAGAAACAGACACUUCCAGCAAAGCAGCUGGAGAAACUGGGAAGCUCCUGACCACCGUGAAGAACCUUGUGUAGAGAAGAGUGCCAAAGAACCACAGUGCUGUGAAGAAGGGAGCCAGACACAGGAAGCUGUGCCCAGUGAGGUGUCAGAGAACAGCUGCUGGUCUCCAAAGGUGAAUGAGCAAAGUUUCCAGCACUUACUUGACAGACAAAUGGUAACUAGGUGUUUCCAUGCCUGGAGGGACCACGUCAGCUGGAAGAAGGCUGCAGCAAGGCAGCAGCAGCCUCAAAAGGCCCUCAGUGCUUUUGGCUUGGUAGCCCAGCAAAGAUGUGCCUCAGCUCUUUUAGCUGCCAGCUUCCGCAAGUGGAAGGAAGCUGUGACAAAACAGAGCCAAAAACAAGCUGCACAGUCUGAGUCAUAUUCAUGUACCCAAAGUUCAUCGGUGGGUUUUUCUGGAAUAGGAAGAUUAGCAACUAUGACAACCUCAGCUCAGCACCAGCUUACAGAAGGAUACAUGAAGGAAGCUGAGCAGGCUUGUAGGGUGGAGAGCAAACUGUGGACACAGCUUCAUCGCAGGCAGAGAGGAGAUGAGUUCUGCUGGAGAGCUCAAGCAAUAAGAGAUGUGAGGCGCCUAGCUGCAGCUUUCAGACUGUGGCGCCUUCAGAAGGAGCUGCUGAGCAAUGAGGAAGGCAGGCUGCUGGAAGCACGUGCCCUGAUGGAAAAGAAGCGGCUACAAAACAUUUUCCAGGUGUGGCAGUCCCGAUACUUGGAAAAGAAAAAGAUGUUAGGGCUGACAAUUCGGAUCCAAAGGAAAUUGGUCUCCCGGUGCUUCAGUGCAUGGAAAGAGGCUGUUGAGCUAAAGGCUUAUUACAAGAGCAGCCUGACACAUCUCAGAGUAGAAUCAAUGAGGAAAUACUUCCAGCAGUGGUUUCAGAUGCUGCGGGUCAGAGAAAGCAAUAAGCAGGCAGUGGUGAACCUCCUCCUUCUGAGAUGGAGGCAGCAUUAUGGACCAGCUGUAAGCUCAGUAUCUCACAGAACUACAACAGAAGGUGAUGACAGCUGGCCAUGGUGGGCUGUAGUGCCACAGUUUCCUGAGAAAACAGGUUACUCUCUUGAUGACUUCUGCCUAAAGAUGAAACUCCAGAGAGUGUAUCUGUUGUGGAAGGAGAGGCUGUACGAGCACUGCAGAGCUGAUUCUUUCUUUCAGGCUUUGGAGGAGUGUAGACUCAGAAAAGCUCUGAAAUUGUGGCACCAGAAGUAUCUCAUGCUGAAGACAAACAAACAAAGUCCUCAGCACUCUCACAGGGCUGUCUAUGAAGAACCUCUUGCUGUGCUGUUUUGUGAGGAACGCUCAACAUCUUCUGGCUUCCACAGCAGUGCUGCAACUACUCUUGCCUCUCAAAGCUCACUGGAAAAGGAAUACAGUUUUAGUGACAGCAGCCAGCAGAGCUGCUCCUCCGUUCUGACUGCUGAGGAUGUGCCAUACCUUCCCUAUUACAAUUCUUUCCUGCAACUACACCAAUGUGCAGAGCUGCCAGCUGAGCUGGGUGGGGAGCUGUGCUUGCAGGCUUCCUUUCCUCCAUGGAGGACUAGAUCUGGAGAAAAUUGGUUUGUGGGAGGUCAGUUCCAGUCUUUGGCACUGCAGAGUGCAGACAGUGAUGUCCAGCCUCUUGUCAGUUACUCUACAUGGGAAGAGGACUGCAGCUCUGAGAAGGAGGUGGAGAGUUCCUGGCACCAUGUGGAGAAAUGCUGCCUGGAGAAGUACUUCAUCAUCUGGUCCACUCGAACUCAGCAACUCACAAAGGCCCAGCAGUACUGCAGGCUUCUGCAGCUGUCUCGAGCCUUUCUCAGAUGGCACCACUGGGCUGCAGAGAACAAGAACCAAAAAGUAGCAGCAGCCCUUAAAUACCAGCUUAAUUGCUGCCGGAUGGUUUUCAGCUUGUGGAAGAAGAGACUGGCCCAGAAAGUGGAAGCUGACCAGAGAUUCAGGAGUCACCUCCACCAGAUGAGUGCUGAUGCUCUUCGGCGUUGGCAUUCCUACUGUCAAAGGAAGUGUAAUAUGAAGGAGCUGCAGCAGAGGUGGGCUCAGCAUAGCUGCCAGGAGAAGAAGAGAUUGAUCCUGCAGACGUGGCGCUGCCAAACAAGGCAGCUGAAAAAUGCUGCUUUAUUCUGGGAGCGUCUCCUCCUGCACAGAUGCAUAGUCAUCUGGGCCCAGGUCACUGCCUGCAGACUGAGGCAGCAAGAAGCCCUCUGUUAUUUUAGAAAGGUCAGAGAGCAGCAUCUUCUAGAAGUGAGUUUUGCAGAAUGGAGAGUGAAGUUCAUGACAGCUAAACAGCAGCUGCUGGGAGAGGAGAAAAGCCACACGUGGCAUGGAUGUUCUCAAGCUAAAGCCUGUCAGCGCUGGCGACUGGCCUCAAGGGGACAGCAAGCCCUGCACUUGGGGUCUGUAGCCACUGUGAAACAGGCCUGCAACUAUUGGACAAAAGCAGCUGCCUUUUCCCAGUGCUCACGGCAAUGCAGUACCCUGAUAGGUGCUAGAAAGAGCAAGAAGAUGUCCUUGUCUUUGUCCAUAAAAAGCAGAGGAUGCAGAGAGAAAGGCUCAGCUCCAGCUGCUUCCCUUGGGUUUUUUCCCAGUGCUGUUCACCGCUGGCUGGUGAUCUACAGAAGCCAAAGGAGGACUGAAAGGCUGCUGCUCCCUCAACAGCUAGAGAGACAUGAUUUGGUAGGACCUGUCCCUGGGAACAAAGCAGAGGUGGACUCCGAUGAAUGGAAUGACAAUUGGCUUGGGAGGAAGUACCUGAGGUGGUGGCAUCACACGGUGACGCUGCGCCGGUGCCAGCGUGCCAGGAGGCUGCGCAGUCUGGCAAGGGGUUGGCAGCAGUGGAAAGAAGCCAGCAGGGUGGUGAUGCUGGCACAGGUGUUGGACCGGCAGCGGCUGAUAGAAAAGGCCUGGAGAGCAUGGAGACGUCGGUAUUUACAAAGCUGUGUAGUGCAGAGGUUUCUGGAGGUUGAAGCCAGAAGCCUACUGUCUGAGGCAUUUGGAAGAUGGCGUCAGCUCACAGUGUUCCAACUCAAGGACAGAGGACACUGCUGAGUGUGGGGCCUGCCUGCAGCUGCUCAUUUCAGGAGUGGAGGAUACAGCUGGCAGUCACAACAAAGAGCUGGUCUCCUGCAAUCUAGAAAGCAGUGCAUGAUCUACCUGUGUGAUUAAAAACAGUGCUGCAAGCCCAAAGCAUGGUGAUAGCCAGAGGACAACCAGGAAGAGGUGGUAUCCAGAGAAAGGUUUUAUUUAAGGACUGAUAUUCUGCCUCCCUACUGCACAAACUUGAGAACUUGCUUAAUGGCUUUUGUUGUGAGGUUGCAUUCCCUUUUCUGCUAGAGCCUGAUUUUG